Molecule: messenger RNA, 984 nt
Organism: Sordaria macrospora k-hell
Lineage: Eukaryota; Fungi; Ascomycota; Sordariomycetes; Sordariales; Sordariaceae
Biological process (GO): TOR signaling
Cellular component (GO): cytosol
Source: RefSeq, a predicted model, not a curated record
AUGACAUCUGUCAAAAUCAACCACAUAUCCUCGCUCAACGAGCCAUACCCCUCUCCCUCGGCACUCGAUGCCGCCACAACGACACACGUCCAAGGCACAUUCGCCAUCGCCACGCGCAAGCUGCCUAUCCUCAAGUCCGGCCCCAUCGACGCCAUGUCGGCGCGGCUGGGGAUCCCGAUUCCCGAGAUGAUCUUCGGCGACAACCUCGUGUCCAUAACACACCGACCGACGGGCUGGUCUAUCCAGUUCAACGCCGAGGACGCGCUCGACCGCGUGGACAAGACGGGCGAGAAGAUGUUGCGGGUGGCGUACGCGGGCGAGUGGAGCUCCUCGCGGGAAAAGACGAGCGCGGGCAUCAGCGAGGUGGUCAAGCCGUUUGACUGGAGCUACACGACGGAUUACUGCGGGACGGAGAGGCCCGGUUCGACCGGAGGGGCAGGAGCUGGAGGCUCUGAAGGGGAGCAGGAAAAGAAAUUGCACGGGGACGAGAACACGCCGGAUAUACCCAUCGAGCUGCUGAAACGCCGGGAUCCAAUCCUUUUUGCGGACGAGGUGGUUCUCUACGAGAGCGAGCUGGACGACAACGGGUGUAGUAUCGUCAGUGUGAAGCUGCGGGUGAUGGAGCACCGCAUGUUGCUGCUGUGCCGGAUGUUCAUGCGAUUGGACAACGUGCUGGUGCGGGUGCGGGAUACGAGGGUGUAUGUGGACUUUGAUAAGGAAGAGGUGAUUAGGGAGUAUACGGAGAGGGAGGAUAUGUUUGAGAAUGUGAAGACGAAACUCUUCAUGCAAGGCCUCAAACUGGAUCAGGUCACUAUCGUGCUUCGUGAUGCCAACCAGGUGGCACCUCUGCUGCCGCUUAUCAAGCAGGGAGUUGAGAGCGUUAUCCUAGGUCCUGGGAUCUCUGCGAAGACGAUAACAUCACGUUUCCCAGGGCAAACGCAGUUCCCGCCACAGACUCAGUUUGUCCGUCCGCCGCCAAGGUAG